Molecule: messenger RNA, 1535 nt
Organism: Synchiropus splendidus (mandarinfish)
Lineage: Eukaryota; Metazoa; Chordata; Actinopteri; Syngnathiformes; Callionymidae
Product: F-box only protein 6-like
Exons: 6
Coding region: 134-970 (278 amino acids)
Biological process (GO): glycoprotein catabolic process; SCF-dependent proteasomal ubiquitin-dependent protein catabolic process
Cellular component (GO): SCF ubiquitin ligase complex; cytoplasm
Molecular function (GO): ubiquitin protein ligase activity; protein binding
Source: RefSeq, a predicted model, not a curated record
GGGCGUGACUUCCAUAAUGCACUUCCGCACUCUACACGUAGGAUAAACGGUGCGAAAAGACCCGUGUGCUGCUCAUCCUCGCGUCAAGAGACACAUUCUGGGCAUAUAGCUUCGAACAAGACAGUAGUUCGACAUGAGGAAGAAACUUUUAAAGGCGUUUAACUUGUCCACUGACCAACCACAGAGUGAGUCGUCACAAGAGGGCUCGUCCAGCUCACUUGCUUCAAGAAAUCCCUUCCCUCUUGAGAUCCUGGAGGAGAUCUUCUUGAAGCUUCCAGCCAACGAUGUGGUCCGCUUGUGUCGACUGGUGUGCCGAGAGUGGAAGGAGGUGGUGGACAGUCAGUCCCUGUGGAAGGAGCGGUGCCGAAGAGAGGAGUGCCACCCGCGGGAUGCCUCCAGAAGUCCCAAAGACUGGAUGAUGUUUUACUUUUGCUGCGUAAUGAAACGUAACCUACUCAAAAAUCCAAGAGGAGAAGAAAAAAUGAACAAUUGGGUGAUACUGGAGAAUGGUGGGAAUGAAUGGAAACUGGAGGACGUGCUGGUGCCACACCCCAAUGAGACAGUCAAGAAGAACUUUGUGACGUCUUACAGCAUGUGUAUGAAGACACAGCUGAUCGAUUUGAAAAAGGAAGGUUAUGGCGCAUCGUUCAUGGAUAAAUUCCAACCUGACAUCAGAGUCACUGAUUGGUACGCACCACGGUGGGAUUGUGGCUCCCAGUACAAAAUCCAAGUGGAGUUACUGAACCAGCGAAAAAGGCCCAUUCAGGGCUUCUCUCCUGAGAUGGUUUACUUUGAGCAGUGGAAUGAUGGAACGUGGAAUCAGAUGAGGCACGUGUUCCGAAAUUAUGGGCCAGGAGUACGAUUUAUUCGCUUCACCCACGGAGGCAAGGACACUCAGUUCUGGGCCGGGUGGUAUGGAAUCCGUGUCACAGACAGUUGUGUUGAAUUAUGUCCAGCGAAUGAGGGAUGAGCCCUUGUAGUUGGGGUGACAAAAAGCAAAGCUUGCACAUCUGAGUUAACUCUGGAGGCAACUUCACAUUUAAGGUUUCACCUGUGAUGCCUCUUGUCAUUUUAACAAAUGGUUUCUUCACACGUUUUGAAAGAUUAUAUUUGUUGUACCAAAGAAUGUUUGUGGCCGUAUGAAGGAUGCCCUGAAACUCAAAUGCACUUUGAAAUGUGAUGUCUGCAAAUUAUGUAAAAUCAUCGUCAUGUUCAUCGAGAUUGGAGAUUUUAUCAGUGAUUCUGUCGUCGUCCUCGUGACCUUUAUAAUGAAUUGAUGUAACUUCUAAAUAAAUCCUCAGUAAGACGACACAUCCAGUUUAGUCAUAAUACUAUUUAUUUCAAUGUUCAUCACAAAGAAAAUACAGCAUGUUAAAUUGAAAACAGGAAAUCAACUCGACGUCAGCCCUGCUUCUUUGUUGAUUUUGAGUCAAUAACUUAAAAAUGUCUCUUUUUUACUUUAUUUACAGUCAAUUCUAAACCAUGUUACACUAAUAAUUGGAGGAAAGGCAGCAAUCUGUCUUUAAAAAAAUUGA